This is a messenger RNA of Scaptodrosophila lebanonensis, 2819 nucleotides long. Its product is annotated as xenotropic and polytropic retrovirus receptor 1. Gene Ontology annotation, cellular component: Golgi apparatus; cytoplasm; plasma membrane. NCBI's taxonomy places the organism in Eukaryota, Metazoa, Arthropoda, Insecta, Diptera, Drosophilidae. Gene Ontology annotation, molecular function: inositol hexakisphosphate binding. Gene Ontology annotation, biological process: cellular response to phosphate starvation; phosphate ion transport. The coding region runs from base 475 to 2502 and encodes 675 amino acids. The record is from RefSeq and is a predicted model, not a curated record. The transcript has 7 exons.
UAGUUUACUAUAAUUUAAUGUUGUUACUAUUAGUGUACAAGUGUAUUGCCGACUGAAAUAGAUCUAUUUUGAAAUAUCUAUGAGCAACAACCGUAAUAUGACUUGUGUUUGAAAAACAACAAAGUUGUAGUGUACUUAACUAAUUAGUUAAUAGAUAACCCAAGUGCUUAAUAAUGUUUAAGAAUUUUAUAUGAAAUAUUUAAUUAUAUAUAAACGGUUGGAUGUUAAUCAAGUUGUCAACUAAAUUAAGCAAACUGCAACGGACACGCAUACAAAUACAGGAGAAUAAUCACAGCCUGCAGUGGCAUCGGCAGCGGCAGCGACGAAGGCAGCAGCAGCGUUUGUAUGUCCAUAGCAUGCAAUUUUUAUGUAAUUGAAAAGCAAUUUACAGCACUCGUCGCUAAACCAACAUCCACAUACGCCUGUGCAGCGACCAAUUAGUGAAGAAGCCAUCCUAAAUUAUACUGCGCCGACAUGAAGUUCGCUGAGCAUCUGUCGGCUCAUAUAACGCCCGAGUGGCGCAAGCAGUACAUUAAUUAUGAGGAAAUGAAAGCCAUGCUCUAUCAGGCUGGUGAAGAAGCUCCGUCUGUCGAAAGUGUUGAGGAUGAGGUUCUUAAGCGUCAUUUUGCCAAUUUCGAUGAGAAUUUCUUUCACUACUGUGACAAAGAACUUAAAAAAAUUAACACAUUCUACUCGGAAAAACUGGCUGAGGCCACGCGCAAGUUUGCCAAUCUCAAUGCCGAGCUUAAGACCUGCAUUGAGGAGUCGGAGCGUAGUGCCAAGAAAUCCAAGGGCCACAAACAACAUCCGGCUUUGCCCGAUCGUAAAGCCCGCGAACUCAAAUUGGCAUUUAGUGAGUUCUACUUGAGUUUAAUAUUGUUGCAGAACUAUCAGAAUUUGAAUCAUACUGGCUUCCGCAAAAUACUCAAGAAGCACGACAAGUUGCUGCGCGUGGACACCGGUGCCAAAUGGCGUCAGGAGUACGUGGAGUCAUCGCAUUUCUUCAUCAACAAGGACAUUGACAACAUAAUCAAUGAGACGGAGACAACGGUUACCGGCGAGUUGGAGGGUGGCGAUCGUCAGCGCGCCAUGAAAAGAUUGCGUGUUCCGCCUUUGGGUGAGCAACAGAGUCCUUGGACCACAUUCAAGGUGGGACUCUUCUCGGGAAGCUUUAUCGUGCUGGGCAUUGUGGUCGUAUUGUCGGCCAUAUUCCACGACAUAACCGGCGAUAACUUAAAGGUUACCUUUCGCCUAUAUCGAGGUCCACUGCUGAUCAUUGAGUUUAUCUUCUUAAUUGGCGUCAAUAUCUACGGUUGGCGCUCGUCGGGUGUAAAUCAUGUGCUAAUUUUUGAGCUGGAUCCACGUAAUCAUUUGUCGGAGCAGCAUUUGAUGGAAUUGGCGGCAAUAUUUGGAGUGGUUUGGACGCUGAGCAUGUUGAGUUUCCUAUAUAGUGCCAGCUUAAGCAUACCUGCUUUCAUAAAUCCAUUGACGCUGACAUUAAUAAUGGUGGCCUUUCUGGUCAAUCCAUUUCAUGUGCUGCAUCACGAUGCACGCUUCUGGCUGUUGCGCAUCACCGGGCGCUGCGUAUCGGCCCCAUUCUUUCACGUCGGCUUUGCGGAUUUCUGGCUGGGCGAUCAGCUUAAUUCGCUGGCCACGGCCAUUUUGGACUUUGAGUACUUAAUUUGUUUCUACUUUACCAACGGAAAUUGGUCGGAAGCCACAGAUGCGUCGAUAUGCAUGGAGAAGGACUUCAUUAUAAGGCCCAUUGUAAAUUGCCUGCCUGCCUGGUUCCGUUUUGCGCAGUGUUUGCGACGUUACCGCGAUACACGCGAGGCUUUUCCACAUCUGGUGAACGCUGGAAAGUAUUCGACUACAUUCAUGGUGGUUAUAUUUGCGACUCUGCGAAGUUUUAACAGUCACAACUAUUCCAGUACCUUCGAUAAUCCUUACACCUGGCUAUGGAUCGUGUCGGCUAUCGUCUCCUCCUGCUACUCUUACACAUGGGAUAUUAAAAUGGAUUGGGGUCUAUUCGAUAAGAAUGCGGGCGAGAAUACAUUUUUGCGCGAGGAGGUGGUCUACUCAUCCACAGGCUUUUAUUACUUUGCCAUAAUUGAGGAUUUGGCAUUACGCUUCAUUUGGGCGCUCUCAUUCUAUCUGACAGAAAUGAAAAUUGUCAGCGGCGAUAUUAUGACCUCCAUAACUGGUAUAUUGGAAGUUUUUCGCCGUUUCGUAUGGAACUUUUUCCGCUUGGAGAACGAGCACUUGAAUAAUUGCGGCAAGUUCAGAGCUGUGAGAGAUAUUUCCAUAGCGCCAUUGGACUCAUCUGAUCAGACAUUGAUAUUGCGUAUGAUGGAUGAAGCGGACGGUGUAAUCAAUCGCUAUACAAAAACUAAUCGUCCCAAGCCCAAGAAGGUGAAGGAUCCGGAGAAGCGCAGUUUGCUGCAUCCACGUGGUUCGCUGCAGGAUCUCAGCAUUGAUAUUGAUGGCAGCAAAAAGCUUUAGCUAAGCGAUCCCUAUAUGAUGUGCUUCCUAUCAUCACCACCAUCAGCAUUACCCCUGCUUGAUACAUGGAACUAGAACGAUUUUUAAAAGUUAUUUUUUUUCGCCCAUGUGCUUUUUUUUGUUUUCAUUAGCUAAUGUCUACGCUUAUUUACUAAGUACUUAAAAAAGACGUUAUAUGUGAGCCAGAUUCCAGCAAUAAUUAGCGCGUAAGUUUUGUACUAAGCUACCAUUCCAUUAAUGCAACUAACGGAACAAUACGACCAACUACCGAUCCCGACUGGACCUACUACUAACUAAUAAGACAGUAUUAAUUGUAA